Molecule: messenger RNA, 10863 nt
Organism: Phycodurus eques (leafy seadragon)
Lineage: Eukaryota; Metazoa; Chordata; Actinopteri; Syngnathiformes; Syngnathidae
Product: laminin subunit alpha-3-like
Exons: 76
Coding region: 55-10113 (3352 amino acids)
Biological process (GO): cell adhesion; regulation of cell adhesion; regulation of cell migration
Cellular component (GO): basement membrane
Molecular function (GO): signaling receptor binding
Source: RefSeq, a predicted model, not a curated record
ACGCGCCGCAGGUGGAGAACUGGAGGCGCGCGGUCGGGACCUGCAGUGUGCAAGAUGGGGAGAGAGGUGACGCGAGUUCACCUCCUCGCACUUUUCGUCUCCAUUAUUCUUUGCAGGUGCUCGCGUGCACAAGAAGCCUUCGACGGACUCACCGGUUUUAGUUUGAGUCCUCCGUACUUCAACCUGGCGCAAGGAUCGAGGAUUUCCGCGACAGCAACCUGCGGGAAGGAUGAGUUCGGGACGCCGAGAGCUGAUUUGUACUGCAAGCUUGUCGGGGGACCGACCGCCGGACUUGUCACGCAAAAUAUUCGGGGCCAGUUCUGCGACUACUGCAACGCCGCUGACCCGAGCAAAAGCCACCCGGCGAGCAACGCUAUUGACGGCACAGAGCGCUGGUGGCAGAGCCCGCCUCUGUCCAAGGGGCUGGGCUACAACGAGGUCAACGUCACCCUGGACCUCGGUCAGCUCUUUCAUGUUGCUUACGUCAUCAUAAAGUUUGCUAAUUCCCCUCGACCCGACCUUUGGGUGCUGGAACGCUCCGCGGACAACGGGAGGACCUUCGUCCCCUGGCAGUAUUUUGCACAUUCAAAGCGUGAGUGCAUCGAAAGGUUCGGAAAACAUCCAAAUGCUCGACUCGUCAACGACGACGAUCAGCUCUGCACCACAGACUAUUCUAGAAUCGUCCCUCUGGAGAACGGGGAGAUUGUGGUGUCGUUGAUCAACGGUCGUCCAGGCGCCCGCGACUUCACCCGCUCGCCCGCGCUGCAGAACUUCACCAGGGCCACCGACGUGCGCCUGAGAUUCCUGCGCACCAACACGCUGCUGGGUCACCUCAUCUCCAAGGCCCAGAGGGACCCGACCGUCACGCGCAGGUACUACUACAGCAUCAAAGACGUCAGCAUCGGUGGGCGCUGCGUGUGUCACGGCCACGCUCGGGUGUGCGGUGCCGGUCGCGACCCCGAAAACCCAAACAAGCUGCGAUGCGAGUGCCGACACAACACCUGCGGCGAGUCGUGUGAGCGCUGCUGUCCGGGCUUCAGCCAGGAGCGGUGGCGCGCCGCCACCGUCGACGCCCCCAACGAGUGUCAGCCCUGCCAGUGUUUCGCUCAUGCGGACGACUGUUAUUACGACCCCGAGGUGGAAGCCAGAGGAGCAAGUUUAAACAUCUCCGGUGGCUACAGCGGAGGAGGCGUGUGCAUCAAGUGCCAGCACAACACUGUUGGAGUCAACUGUGAGCGAUGCAUGGAAGGCUUCUUCAGACCUUUUGGAGUGGGCCCCGAGUCUCCCAGCGGAUGCAUACCCUGCAGAUGCGACGAGCGGACCGCGUCCGGUUGCGAAACGGGUUCCGGGAGGUGCGUCUGCAAAGCGCGGUUUGCGGGAGGAAACUGCGAGCGCUGUGCAGAGGGACGCUAUUCCUACCCUCAGUGCAUUCGAUAUCCUGAGUACCAGACCACUAGCAAAUCCCCUGCAGGACCUAUUAUAGUGCCUACUGGCUGCCCUGUGGGUUAUUAUGGCUCAAUCAGUUGUCAGCCGUGUCGUUGCGAUGGAGCCGGUGCGCCUGAGAGCGUCUGCGGUGCGAGCGGUCAGUGUAUUUGCCUGCCCAACUAUGGCGGACAGAGCUGUGAGCAAUGUGCACCAGGCUACUACGGGUACCCGCAAUGCACCGCCUGCCAGUGUUCCUGGGAGGGCUCGUACGGCACCGUGUGCGACCCGCAGUCGGGCCAGUGUCCGUGUCUGCCUGGGGUGGUGGGCCAGCGGUGUGGCCAUUGCGCUUCGGGACUCGGGUUCCCCUCGUGCUCAGCCUCCAUCAGUCAGUGUAAUCCGUUUGGGACAGAAAGCAUGGAACCUCAAACGGGAUCUUGCCGCUGCCGAGCCAACGCAGAGGGCGCGUCGUGCGACCGGUGUAAGCCUCUUCACUGGAACUUGGCAGCCGACAACACGUACGGCUGUGAAGAGUGCAGGUGUGAUGUCAAAGGAACGCUGAGUGGUGUUGCAGAGUGUGAGCAGAGAAACGGGCAGUGCCGCUGCAAGCCUCGCGUGGGCGGCCGUACCUGCGACUCCUGCGAUGACGGCUACUUCCUGUUGCAGAAAAAGAAUUAUUUCGGCUGCCGAGGUUGUGAGUGCGACGCAGGUGGCGCCAUCAGCGAGACUUGUGACGCGACGUCCGGCCAGUGUCGGUGCCGCAGCAACAUAGUCGGCCUGAAAUGCGCGCAGCCCGCACUAAGUUAUUAUUUCCCCACGCUGCAUCAGUUGAAGUUUGAGGUGGAGGAUGGCACCACACCAAACUCCAGACCAGUACGGUUUGGUUACGACCCCCAAGAGUUCCCAGAAUUCAGCUGGAGAGGUUAUGCUCAACUCUCCCCUGCGCAGAGUGAAGUCAGAGUAACGGUGCAUGUUGAGCCGAAAGAUGCCAGGCACAAGUUAUUCCGCGUGGUGCUGCGAUUCACUAACCCGAGCCGCGCCAGUGUGAGUGGUAGCAUCGAGGCGGCUAAUAACAGAGGCGGCGCAGCGUCAGACCGGAGCAAGGAAGUGGUUUUCCCGCCUAGUCGGCGACCCUCAUUCCUCACUGUGCCCGGAGACGGCUUUGCGUUGACGCCUGGGAACUGGAUCGUCAUCAUCAAAGCUCCGGGGCUUCUGCUUGACUAUUUGGUCCUGCUGCCUCAGGAUUACUACGAGGCGCCGCUGCUGCAAGGAGAAAUCACAGAGCCCUGCACCUAUGUUCCCACUGCACAAAGGAAUCAAAACUGCCUGCUGUACAAGCACGUGCCGAUGGACGCGUUCGGCUCGGCUUCGGGCUCGCGGGGGAGCCUCUCGAGCCGGAGGGGCCGCAAGAGGAGGCAGGCUCGUGUGCGGCGGCCCACCCCGGGUCACCCUGAGAUGGCCUCUCUGCACGGCGCGCAGUCUCAGCUGCAGCUCAGUCUGCGUGUGCCUCACCCUGGACCUCACGCUCUGGUCCUGGAGUACGCCAGCGAGGUGGACGGUGUCCAGAACGUCAACAUCCUGGUGGGUGUCCAGCACGGUGGACAGACGCGAGCCAGAGCCAACAUUUACGGCUGUGACUACAGCUUUUUGUGCCGGAGCGCGGCGCUGGACGGCAGGAAUCAGCCGGCCGUGCUGCAUCUGGCUCACAGAACGGAACUUCUCCUGCAGACCUCCGCCGCCUCCUUCCUGCUGCACAAAGUGUACGCAGUGCCUGCUCAGGAGUUCUCCAUGGAUUAUGUGGAGGCCAAGGUGCUAUGCGUCUCCACUCACGGUCGCUUCACUGAAGACAGUCGGCACUGUGUUCUGAGUCACUCGGACAAGCCUUUGCCAGGCUGGAUUCUGCACGCAGCCCGCGACGGGAAGCUGAACACUGCUCGCCACCAAGGAGACGACGCAGCUUGGGGGCAGAGACGACAGUCAGACUUAUCCCCUCGCGGGGACAAGAUCCUGCUCAAAUACCCUCAGACGGAAAUCCGCUUCACUCCCAAGGUGCCCCUCCCUGGCAGAUAUUUGCUUGUUGUGCAUUAUCGCCAGCCCGAGCACGUUUCCUUUCCUGUGGAAGUUCGAGUGGAUGCUGGGUAUAACUGGAAAGGUUCCAUAAAUGGUUCGUUCUGCCCCUCGGUGUCAGGCUGCAGAGACGUGCUGGUCGCCGACGGGCGCACCGUCCUCGACUUUUCUCAGCAAUCUUGGCAGCUGCCGAGCAUCUCUGUGACUGUUCCUCCUCGCAAGACACUCAUUCUGGAUCAGAUAUCGCUGGUUCCUGAGAGUCGUUACGCCCCUGACCUCCUGAGAGAGAAGCCUCUGGAUACGUCAGCGCUUUUCAUCCAGCAGUGCAUAGGAGAGGGCUUCUUUCUUGACCCCGGAACGUCCUCGCAAUUCUGCAGAGACUCUGCGCGCUCUCUGGUGGCCUUUUACAACGACGGCGCUCUGCCUUGCAAUUGUGACCGGUCGGGGUCCGCUGGAUCCGCGUGCGACCCGGCUGGAGGACAAUGUCCCUGCAAGCCUCAUGUCAUCGGUCUGAGGUGCACCAAGUGUGCCACGGGGUACUAUGGCUUCCCCUACUGCCGACCGUGCGAGUGCGGCCGCCGACUGUGCGACGAGGUGACGGGUCGUUGCGUGUGCCCGCCUCAGACGGUCCGGCCGGCCUGCGACUCGUGUCAGAACCAGACGUUCAGUUUUCAUCCUCUGCUGGGCUGCGAGGGCUGCGACUGCGCCGGGGACGGCCUUCGUGCCGACGCCGGGCCCGGCUGCGACCGCGUCACCGGACAGUGCAGCUGCAAGCCCAGGAUUGGCGGACGCCAGUGUGACCGAUGCGCCGCAGGUUUUUACCGAUUUCCCGAUUGCGUCCCUUGCGACUGCGAGCAAGGCGGAGUCACGCCCGACGUGUGUCACCCCGACACGGGGAGGUGUCUCUGCAAGAAAAAUGUAGCCGGCGUGCGGUGCGACGCAUGUCGGGACGGCUCCUUCCACUUCGACCCGUCCGACACUCACGGCUGCACCCGCUGCUUCUGCUUCGGAGCCGCUGAGAAGUGUCAGAGCUCCGGCAAACGCAGGAGCAAGUUUGCGGACAUGCGUGGCUGGACGUUGGAAAGUCCCGAGCGGCGAGAGGUUCCGUCCGUGUUGAACGCGGCCAGUGACACGGCGGUGGCCGACGUGCAGGAGCUUCCUGCUUCUGUUGGAGCUCUGCACUGGGUGGCGCCGGCCUCAUAUCAGGGAAACAGGGUGUCAUCUUAUGGUGGCUUCCUCACCUACCAGACCAAAUCCUUUGGUCUUCCCAGUGAAGGAAUGAUUCUGAUGGACAGAACACCCGAUGUCCUACUGAAUAGUGAAGACAUGACACUGAUCCAUUUAGCUCCUCAAGUCCCAUUGCCAGACAGACUGUAUCAGGGCAGAGUCCGGCUUGUUGAGGGAAACUGGCGCCACGCCGGCACCGACAGGCCCGUUUCCAGAGAGCAGCUGAUGACGGCCCUGGCGGGCCUGGCGCGUCUGAGGAUCCGAGCCCUGUACUUUACGCAGAGCCAGCGACUUAGUCUGGGCCAGGUGGGAUUGGAGGAGGCCACCGACACUGGGACUGGGGGUCCUGGCAACACCGUGGAGGUCUGCUCCUGCCCCCCGCAGUACGCCGGAGACUCCUGCGAGAAGUGCGCCCCCGGAUACUUCCGAGAUGGCAGCGGGUCGUACCCGGGCCGCUGCGUGCGCUGUAACUGUAACGGUCUGGCAGACGAGUGCGAGGACUGGAGCGGGAGGUGCCUGAACUGUCAGUACAACACAGCUGGAGACAGAUGUGAAUACUGCAGAGAAGGUUACUACGGUAACGCUGCUCUGAGGACCUGCCAGGUGUGCCCCUGCCCUUUCAGUACGGUCACAAAAAGUUUUGCAGUCGCUUGCAGAGAGAUCUACGGAGACUUCCAGUGCAUUUGCACAGCAGGAUACGCUGGAGACAAAUGCGAGAAGUGUGCUCCUGGGUUUUAUGGUGACCCGCUGGUUCCGGGAGGACGCUGUCUCCCUUGUAAUUGUAAUGGAAAUGGCAACACCUGUGAUCCCAGGACUGGAGUUUGCAAGAGCACCCUGGAGCCUGGAGACACGAACACAAACGACCACUGCCAAGAGUGUGAUAACUGCGCGCAAACGUUACUGCAAGACUUGGAGAAGCUGGACGACGAGCUGGCGAGGAUCAAAGCUCAGCUGGACAACGCCGCCGCCGGCGCCUCCUCCGAGGACAGACUCAGGAAGCUGCAGCGAGCCGUAGCGGACACCAAGAAUCUGGUGACCAAAUUCAGUACCUCUGUCAAUGCCCAAAGUUCGAGGGUCAAGCAGCUGGAAGACGACAUGCUGACUCUCUCUGAUGACAUUGCCUCUCUUCAAGACAAGGCCGACAAGACAGCUGUGGAUGCUGACAAAGCAGUUCUGGAUGUUGAAAAAACCCAAAAGAGAGCUCAGGAUUUGGACCGAGAGAUUCAAAACAUGCUCAAGAAAAUCCAAGCUAUGCUGGACCAGCUGAAGGACGGCUCCGGCGGCGGCACGCGGCCUGGUGAGAAUGUGAGCAAGAUGCUGGAGGAGGCCCAGCGCAUGGUGAAGGAGAUGGAGAACAGGAACUUCACGCCGCAGAAGACUGCUGCCGACAAGGAAAGGGACAAGGCGAGCAAACUCCUGGACUACAUUAAGAACAACGUGAGUAAGCAGUUGGACCGAAACGAGGCCUCAGCGGGGAGGUUGAAAGCGCAGCUGAACGACUACGACGCCAAGCUGAAGGAGCUGGACAAGUCUCUGAAGGACGCCACGGAGCUGGUGAAGAAAGCCAGCGCCCAGAACGGACUCAACGCUCAGGCUAUGACCGAGCUGCUGCGUCGCAUCAACAACCUAAAGAAAGAACGUAAGACCGUCAAGGACCAGGUGGCAAUGGCGGCAGAUGAACUGAGGAAAAUAGAAGAUUUGGUCAAAGUGCUUUCCAACAACAAAACGGCGUACGAAAAGUUGGCGGCUCAGCUGGAUGGCGGCAAGACUGACUUGAUGAAGAAGGUCAACGAGCUCUCCAAAGCGGCAGCCAAGGAGGACGUCGUGCAGGCUGCCGAGGAUCACGCGAAAAAUAUCAAGAAGCUGUCUAAGGAACUGGAGGACGCCGUGAAGAGCGCGAGUGAACGCCCCGAGGUGCGUAACGCCAAUGACGCCAUCGAUGCCUACAAGAACAUCACAGACGCCAUUAAAGCCGCCGAGCUCGCCGCUAACCAAGCGAAAGAAGCCGCCGACAAAGCCUUGAACAAUGUGAAAAAACAAAAACUGGCCGAAAGAGCAAAAGACCUGAAUGAGAAUGGCGCUGAACUGGUUCAGAAUGCAAAAGAGGCACAGAGUGUCCUGGCGGAUGCUGCCAACGAAAUUCCGGACAUAAAGAGGCGCUUGGAGAAUGCAGACAGGAAAAAGAAUGAUCUUCAGUCCAAGCUUCUCGACACGCAAAAGCAGCUGGACGACAUUCGAAGAGAUGACAUUGCAGAUAUGAUUGACGAGGCCAAGAGGAAGGCCGCUUCCGCUAAUGACUCGGCUAGCGACACCGUGGACAAGCUCAACGCCAUGAGGAAGGAAUUGGACAAGAUCAGCGUCACCCCCGGGGAUUCCAACCUUGGCGGCGUACUGGACGACGUGGACCAAACAGUGAAGAACUUGUUGAAAACCAUCCCUUCACUGAGCGACAAGAUCUCGGAGGUGGAGACCUUGACCUCGCAGUUUACCCCGCUGAAAAACAUCACAGAGAACGUCAAGAAACUCAAAGAGCUGAUUAACCAAGCCCGCGACGCGGCCAACAGAAUUUCCAUCCCGAUGAAGUUCACAGGCGACAGCCACGUGCAGUUGCAUCCGCCCAAGAACCUGGAGGAGGUGAAGGCCUACACAGACUUGUCUUUGUCCCUGCAGAGGCCCGAGGGCAGGGGGGAUGGAAGACGCAGACGCAAGCAGGCGGCGGACAAAGGAGACAUGUUUGUGCUGUACCUCGGCAACAAGGAUCCCUCCAAGAACUACAUCGGCAUGGUCCUGAGGAACAACGUGCUGUACGGCGCCUACAAGCUGAACGGAUUGGUGCACCUGAUGAAAACGGACUCCAUCACCACAUCUCCAUCCGAGCCAGCCAAGUUUGAUAAGGUCGACCUACACAGAAUUUAUCAAGACGCAGAGUUGAUCCUCACCAAAGACUUCACGUCAGACACUCCCGGGAUUCCGGUCAAGAGCGCCAACCAAGGAGAGGAAAUCAAAAACCUUCUGGACAUCACCCCAGAUGACUUGGUUUUCUACGUGGGAGGCUACCCGUCCAACUUCACUCCGCCGACGCCUCUCAACUAUCCCAUGUACAAAGGCUGCAUCGAGAUGGCCUACUUUAAUGACAAGGUCGUCAGCCUGUAUAAUUUCAAGCACAAGCACAACAUCAAUGUGGAGACGCCGUGCAAGAGGUACGUAUCUCCAUUGGGCUUUUACUUGGAGGGCACCGGCUACGGCCACGUGAUUAUCGACAAGCGAGCCCCCGUCCUCCUCAUCGGCAUGUCCGUCUUGACGCAUGCCGAAAACGGUCUGCUCUUGUACAUCGGAAACGAGGAGAAUUACUUCACAGUGACAGUGGAGAAGGGUGUCGUUCACCUGCGUAGUAACUUGCUGCAAGAACCAGUCACCAAUAACUUGAAAACAUUCCCGAAAAUCGACUGGGUGGAUAUCCUCAUCAUUUUGACCAACAAAGGGAAGUUUACAGUCCGCAUAGCCAAUAAAGAGGUGGCCACGGCCCAAGCCAAGUUCACCAACGUCGAAUUUGCAGACUAUUAUAUUGGCGGUGCGCCUCUUGAGAUGAGGGAAAAGCACAACAUCACCAUGCAAGCCUUGAAAGGAUGCUUGAACAACGUGAAGCUCAACCAAAACUUUAAACUCAUCGACGAGAAAGUGGGCAUCAGCAAAGGUUGUCCUAAAGAUUCCCUGACUUCUCGGAAAGCAGAGUUCAGUCCGGGAAGCUCCCUGUCGGCGGACCUUUCGGGCUUCAGCCUGGCCGACGACGUCUCGGUGUCGCUGGGCUUCAAGAGCACCGAGAAGGAGGGCACCCUCCUGCAGUCCAAACAAGCGGCUAACGGGAUUCAUCUGGCUUUAGAAAAUGGCAGCGCCACCGUGUCUUUUAACAACAAGAUGUGGAAAUCGAACAAGAAAUACAACGAUGGCCAGUGGCAUUAUUUGACUGUGUCUAGACAAGCUGGCAGGACGGAGAUGCUCAUCGAUGACGACGACGACGGCGCGGCGCAGAGCGGAAGCGUCUCGGUGCCGGACUCGGCGGGCUCCGUCAUCCUGGGACGAGACAAGUUCCAGGGCUGCAUCUCCAACCUCUACACCAGACGGCCCGGCCACCAGUACAAGCCUGAGGACUUCACUGACUUCAAGUCGUCCGGAGACGUCCUGGUGGACGUUUGCGCCCCCGACAGUCUUGUCCAACAGAUGAUCAAUCGUGUCCCCAAGAAGGACGUGGCGGUGCGCGUGAUCAACGACAGCGCGUCUCCGUGCGUGCGACCGGGCCUUUUGACAAACGCGUAUCACAUGGGGGGGCCCGUGAGCCGCUUAAGCUACGGCCUGCCGCUGCAGGUGCUGCAGCCCAGGCCGCACUUCUCCCUGGACAUCCGGACUCGAUCCCCAGAGGGCCUGCUGUUCUUUGCCGCAACGAGAGGAGGGAACGCUCACCUGGCUUUGUAUAUGUCCAAAGGGAGGAUCAGACUGACUGUGGGCAAAUAUAGCGAGAUCUUCAACAGGGAGAAGUACAACGAUGGGAAGUGGCACUCGGUGAUGUUCAGUUUGGAGAAGAAGAAAUUCCGCCUGUUGGUGGAUGGGAUCAGAGCACAGGACGGUCAGCUGAGUGGUGCCGACGUGGCCUCCAUGAAGCACUUCGUGUCGCCCGUCUUCUUGGGCAGUGCGCCGCACUACCUCCACAAAGAGUUAAAGUCCAAGAACCUCCCAAAGCAAAGCGUGUCCGGCUGUGUGCGCCAUUUUAAAAUGAACGGCGCGCCCAUGCCGAAUCCGUCGACAAACCACGGGGCGGGCCCCUGUUUUGAGGGCCACACUCAGAGGGGGGCCUACUUCUCAGGGCGUGGCGCACACGUCGUCAUCAAUGACUCCUUCGCCGUGGGAUCGAGUUUCGAGCUGCUGUUUAACGUUCGCCCGAGGACGCCAACUGGACUCCUGCUGCACGUCGGCGAUUCUCGCGGAACUCAACAAGGACUGAGCACGGGCCAUUACGUCAGCGUUUACCUGCUCAGAGGAGAGGUGGUGGCACGAGUUAACAACGGCAAAGGAGAGUUCAUGGCAUCUGUGCUGCCAAAAUCGACACUCUGUGAUGGAGCGUUUCAUAAGAUUUCUGUCAUCAAGAGGAGGCAUGUUGUGCAGCUGCAUGUGGACGCAGUGGACACAUACAAGAUAGGCCCGCCGUCUUCCAGCACCACUUUCACCAAAUAUCCCCUUUACGUGGGGGGCGUUCCUGAAGAGAUGUCGUCGCUGCAGACGCCACCCGUCACGUCGUCCUUUGUGGGCUGCGUCCAGGACAUGAAGGUCGACGGCGAGUCCGUCUCGUUCGCCAGGUUGCCCUCGGUGGUCGGGCCCGUCAACCUCAAGGAAUGUCCAGGCUGAAGCGAAUCACUGCAUUGUUUGUUUUGGCUAAAACCGGGGACCACCUCCAAACAACCAUGUGCAAUCUGUUACCAAGAAGGCAGAGAAUGUGUGUGUGCGUGUGCGUGCGUGUGCGUGCGUGUGCGUGUGGAUGGAUGUAUUUAUUUUGAAAUCAUGUACAGCACCAAGUCAUCAAUGGUUGGUUUCUUUUUUUAAAUAUGUGAUUAGUCAGUUCAGGCUGCAGUGUACAGUACAUAACACAGCACUUUAAGAAGACACUAUAUGAACAAGGAGAUAAACAAUGGUCGGACCCAAACAUUUACGUGACAAUACUUUGCAGUUGAUCGGCGCUCGCUUCUUUUCCCCUUUUGACAUGUUUGAUUCCCUCUGAUGCCAUUUGAGUCCCCCACAACAAAGGCCAUGAAAUCACAUGUUUAUGACUGCGUUUUCCAAUUAUUAUUGUUUUUUUGCAUUCCUUAUGCAUGCAUUCUUCCCAGUGGCUCUCCCCUCAAUUUGGUUUACACUGGACAACAGCAUGCACGAGUUCAAGAUAGUUGAAGACUAAAAUGGAGCAGUGCACGUGAAAAAGUAUCGGUGCAUGAUUCAGACAAUGUUUACCUCUGAGUGCAACAAGAAAAGAAAAAAAAGCAUAAAAGAAAUUCAUCACAAUUGGAUCUUUCAUUAAAAAAAAAAAAACUUGCAUUCCUGUUUUGUGACCACUGGUUUGUAAACCAUUUUGUAAUAUUGCCAAUAAAAUGUCUUGACAAAAGA